This is a messenger RNA of Cordyceps fumosorosea ARSEF 2679, 2376 nucleotides long. RefSeq names its product tRNA ligase. Gene Ontology annotation, molecular function: phosphoric diester hydrolase activity; RNA ligase (ATP) activity; ATP binding. Gene Ontology annotation, biological process: tRNA splicing, via endonucleolytic cleavage and ligation. The transcript has 2 exons. Lineage: Eukaryota; Fungi; Ascomycota; Sordariomycetes; Hypocreales; Cordycipitaceae. Bases 1 to 2376 code for a protein of 791 amino acids. Gene Ontology annotation, cellular component: nuclear inner membrane. The record is from RefSeq and is a predicted model, not a curated record.
AUGGCCGGCGUUCCUUACAUUGAGCAGGACCCGGACCAGAUGUCCAAGCUCAUGCAGUCACUGGAGCAGUACCGAAAGGGGCAACAUCGUGGCAAGGCGUCCGUGAAGAGGACCCCGUUUCAGGUCAAAGAAUCGCCAAAUAAUAUCACAGUCGAUUCGUGGAGAUUCCAAGAAUGGGACUACAAGCGACGAGACCUGCCAGUAUAUGCUCGUGGGCUCUUCACUACAAAAACGCGCAAGAAUCGUCACGAGAUUGCCGUGCGAGGCUACGACAAGUUUUUUAAUGUCGACGAAGUCAACGAAACCAAGUGGGAGAAUAUCCUGACGAAGACCAAAGGGCCAUAUGAACUCACUCUCAAGGAAAACGGAUGCAUCAUCUUCAUUGCUGGCCUUGAAGACGAAACCCUCAUUGUCUGCAGCAAACACUCUACAGGAGAUCGUGGCGGCGAGCUCACACACUCCAAGGCCGGGGAGGCUUGGAUAGAGAAACAGCUUCUAGGACUCGGAAAGACGAAGAACGACCUAGCUAAAGAACUUCGACAACGCAAUGUGACGGCUGUUGCUGAGCUUUGCGACGACGCCUUUGAGGAGCAUAUUUUGGCGUAUGGACCGGAUAAAGCCGGGCUCUACUUGCAUGGAAUCAAUCUCAAUGUGCCGGAAUUCAACACGUACCCCAGCAACGCCGUUCAGCAGUUCGCAGAUGCCUGGGGUUUCCGUAAGACAAACUACCUCGUGUUCGAGGAUGUCAACAAAGUCAAAGAGUUUCUGGAGGAUGCUGCUAUCACUGGCGCAUACGACGGUCGUGACGUCGAAGGCUUCGUUAUCCGCUGCAAGAUGUCAGGGAACCCUGCAAAUCUCCCAUAUGAGGAUUGGUUUUUUAAGUUCAAGUUUGAGGAACCAUACCUUAUGUACCGGCAGUGGAGAGAAUGCACAAAGGCGUUGAUCUUGGGCAAGCCACCCCGAUUCAAGAAGCACGUUGCUAUUACCGAAGAAUAUCUCUUGUACGCCAAAAAACGUAUGGCUGCCAACCCUGGGCUGGCCAAACUAUACAACCAAAAUCAUGGAAUCAUUGCCCUGCGUAAUGAGUUCCUCGACUACAAAAACAUCAGGGGCAGUGAUGCUGCCAACAUGGACCAAUCGGACGUGGUUGUACUCCCAGAGGUCACCCAAAAUGUCGUUCUGGUACCGAUUGCAACCAUCGGUUGCGGGAAGACGACGGUUGCUCUGGCAUUGACAGAGCUUUUUGGCUGGGGACACAUUCAAAACGACAACAUCUCUGGCAAGGGGCGGCCGCCUCGAUUCACCAAGGCAGUGCUGGAGCAACUCGAAGAUAAGCCUGUUGUGUUUGCUGAUCGCAACAAUGCGCAAAAGCAUGAAAGGAAGCAAAUCAUUUUUGACACCAAGACCCAACAUGAGUCUGUCAAGAUGGUGUGUCUCAACUUCCGCCAUGACCAAGAAUCUCUCGAAGAGAUCCGGAAGGUGACGCGUGAAAGGGUUAUACAACGUGGUGAUAAUCACCAAACCAUCCACGCUGCUAGCGACCAGGAAAAGUUCCUCGGAGUUAUGGAUGGAUUUAUCGGUCGUUUUGAGCCUUGUUCUCCCCUUUCUCGACCAGAUGACGGGUUUGACGCCUUUAUCGACUUAGAUCCUGUUGCAGGAAGCCGAAGGAACUUGGAAACAGUCGUGACAAAGCUUCAUGAAAUCUUCCCCAAUGUUGUCAAGGAAGUACCAACGGCCGACCAGCUAGAUGAGGCGAUUGAGUCGGCGCUUGGAUUUAAGCCAGGUUUCAGGCACGAGAUUCCGGAUCGGAGCAGCAAACAACCAGCCAGGCAGCCGCCAAAAAAGGAGAAGAAUAAGCCCAAGGAGCUUGAAUACAUGUCCAUCGUCGUCCCCCGACACGUUGUGAACUGCAUGCUUGACAAGGUAUUUGCUUCGUGCGACAAGGAACUAUCCCGCAACUACAUGCAACUCAAGCAAACCCGUCGAAUACAGUCCGAUUUUCACGUAACGCUUCUGCAUAGAGCCAGUGCAAAGCAGUUCCCCGAGCUCUGGCAACGCUACCUCGCGCUGCACGAUUCGGCAGGUGGAGGGACCGGAAAGCUAGGCGAGUGCGAUGUGGUCAUGGAGAGGGUUGUUUUCGAUCAACGGAUUAUGGCGAUCGUGGUCCGAAUCGACGACACAUCCAACAUAUGGGAAUGCGCGAACCGUGUAGCACAUAUUACCGUGGGCACAAGAGAUAAUACAGUAAAGCCCAAAGAGAGCAAUGUCUUGUUAGGGAAUUGGCUGGAUGAAGGGCCGACUGGUGACAUUCGCGAGGUCAUCUUUGCGGAUAAGGUCACAGUACCGUGCAGUGUUCAUUCGGUUCUGUCGCGGUAA